Neodiprion fabricii is the source of this 1167-nucleotide messenger RNA. RefSeq names its product zinc finger BED domain-containing protein 4-like. Bases 1 to 1167 code for a protein of 388 amino acids. NCBI's taxonomy places the organism in Eukaryota, Metazoa, Arthropoda, Insecta, Hymenoptera, Diprionidae. The transcript has 6 exons. The record is from RefSeq and is a predicted model, not a curated record.
AUGGAAAGGCAACACUCUGGUAUCAUAAGUAGUAUUGAAAAUAAAAAGGAUAGGAAAACUAUUGCUAUUCUUCGGAUGAAGUUAAGAGACAUUUGCAAUGAGUGGGAUAUUCAUGACGAUAAAAUAAGUACAGUCGUUUCUGAUGGCGUAGCAAACAUCAAAGGUGCUAUCAAAGAAGAAUUCGGAGAGUCUAAACAUAUUUCAUGCUUCGGUCACGCCAUAAAUAAUAUUGGUCAAAAACUAAUAGAAGUUGAUACAUCUAAGCCCGCGUCUGAAUCAAGUGAUGAUAAUAUUCAUCAUUUACUCGAUGAUGAAAGUGAUACUGAGGAGUUUUUUUGUGAAGAUUCCCAAAAUUCGUCGGUGAGAAAUCUUAUAAUGAAAGUUGAGAAGAUCGUCAAGUUUUUCCGCUGCAGUGAAAUUGCGUCUCGUGAGCUAGAAAUUUUGCAAGAGCAGUCUGGGUUUCAUCGAGACAAAAGUUCAAGGUCGAAACCUCCUGAAAUUUUAACAGCCGAAGAGCUUGAUGCUCUGAUUGAAAUACGAGACAUCUUGAAGCCGUUAUGGCAUGUAACUCACGAAGUCAGCGCUGACAAGGAAGUGACAUUAAGUAAAUGUAUCCCAUUAAUUACUGGAUUGAAGAGAGGAACCGACAGACUUUGUCCUGUGACAUCAAUUGAAAUACAAAUGAAGAAAAACCUAGUCGCUGAAAUAAAACAAAAGUUCUCAAAUAUAGAGUCGGUAAAAGUGUAUUCGAUUGCUACUCUUUUAGAUCCACGAUAUAAGAAAAUAGUUUUUCAAAGUAUUCAAAAUUCAGCAGGCGCUGUAACUACUGUGGGUGAAAUUUUGAAAAAAGGAAUCAAGUCAUCGAAAACUCUUGCGAUUACCUGCGAAAAUGAUCUCACAGAUCAUCAACAAUCUUCAGGUGCUAAUGAUCUGUGGGAUUUUUUAGACGACGCUGUGCAACACAACGUACAAGUCGCUGACAGCGAUGAAGCAGGCGGUCUGCCUAUCGAACUUAGGCAGUUUUUGAAUCGGUCUACAGUAGACCGAAAAACUAAUCCAAACCCGAUUGCAACUUGGCAAUCGUACGAAUCUGAUUACCCCCAUUUAUCCCCUAUUGCUAGAAAAUAUUUAAGAAAAGAUACUGAGAGGCUAGAAAAAGGAAAGUAG